Molecule: messenger RNA, 1305 nt
Organism: Prorocentrum cordatum
Lineage: Eukaryota; Dinophyceae; Prorocentrales; Prorocentraceae
Source: the annotation of a GenBank genome assembly
GGCGGCGGGAAGCGGCCUCGGCCUGGGGCCCUCGAUGGUUGCUGGCCAGCUCGCCCGAGCAGCGGUGCGGCGCGUGGCCAGCCUCGGCAGCGCGGGGCUGGGCCGGGCCACUCUUUUGCCCGGCGGCCCCGCCGCCGGCGACGUGCCGGGCGCUGGCGCCCUGUCCGCCGUGCGAAGCCGGCCAGUUGGCAGUACCAGUCGCGGAGAUGACGCGGCCCUCAGUGUCAAUGCCUCUGACAAGGUAGCCCCGAUGAAGGGGGUGGUCGCGUCGAUGGCCGUCGCCGCGCUGAUCGAAGACAUCGGGGGCGGCGACGCGAAGACCUGCCGGUCGAAGGAGGCGCAUCUGACGUUGACCUGCCGGUCGAAGGAUGCCAGGCUCCUGACGUUGCGGCGCGACGGGCGCGGCGAACACGGCGGCGAGCAGCUCGACCAGACGGGCGGCAAGGGCGCGCGCCUGGAGGACGCGUCUCCCCACGGGGCCCUCGCGGAGCUACCGGCCAAGCGCGUCGUCGCCGGGGAGAAGGUGUCGACAGAUCUCUUUGGUGGAUCCUGGCCCGCCUUGCAGUGUUUUGUCUGGCUUGAUAUCCAGGGCGCCCUCUAUUGCCUCUUCUCUGAGCUCGUUGCCUUGUUUUGCGUGCGCCUGGUCACUGCUGGACUCGCCAGCCUCGGCGCGCCCGAAGACGUCCCUGUCAAGAGCUGUGCCCCCACAUCCGCGCUGCGCCCGUGGCGCGGGGCCACGCGCGGCGUUGGCGCCAGCACGGUCGCGAGCGUCUCGCCUCCUGGCAGCGCGGCGCCCGCUCGUCGAACAGGCCCGGGGGCCGACGCCGGGCAGCCUCGCGCGAGCGGGUGCGGCGGCCAGGCGGACAGCGUGGCCGGCGCCGCUGGGAGAGCGUCGGCGACCACGAACCAGCGCGCGCACCCGACGAUGCCGCGCGGCUCCAGGGGCCGCUCCGCGAACAUGGGCCCGCGGCUCCAGGCGGCGGCGAAGGUCGACCACGUGGCCGCGGAGUGGAGCCGCCAAACGUUUUUCGACGGCGGCGACACUCAGGGCGGGGGUCGGCUGAGGGCGGCGCUGACACACUACUCUCCACAGCUGCUGGGCCCCAUGGGCGCCCCGCGCGUCGCGCGGCCGCUUAUAGGGUGGAAGCGGCUGGCGCCGCCUCGCAGCCGGCUGCUGCUGCCGCGGGAGGCGACCUGCGCCGUGGCAAACCAGGUGGCGCCCAGCGACGACUCACAUGCGGCGCGGCUGGUGGCGGUGGCGUUCGUGUUCUGCCUUCGUCUGGCGGAGCCGGUGUCUCUCGCCGG